Molecule: messenger RNA, 3618 nt
Organism: Brassica napus (rape)
Lineage: Eukaryota; Viridiplantae; Streptophyta; Magnoliopsida; Brassicales; Brassicaceae
Product: disease resistance protein RML1A
Exons: 4
Coding region: 100-3435 (1111 amino acids)
Biological process (GO): signal transduction; defense response
Molecular function (GO): ADP binding
Source: RefSeq, a predicted model, not a curated record
AAAGACUUAGUAAAAGUCAACUAAUCAGCAUUUGAUACCUUCCGCCUUUUCCAUCAAUUAGUCUUCUCCAGAAGAAAUCUUUGCAAGGACCAGGUACUCAUGGCUUCUUCUGCUCUGACUUACUCAAGGAGAAUCCACGUCUUCCCUAACUUCCAUGGCCCAGAUGUUCGUCGAACAUUUCUCAGUCAUUUACACAGAGAAUUUGUGAGCAAAGGGAUCGUGGCCUUCAAAGAUAAGGAGAUCGAAAGAGGCCACACGAUCGGACCUGAUCUCGUACAAGCGAUUAGAGAAUCGAGGGUCGCCAUCGUUGUGCUCUCCAAGAAUUAUGCUUCAUCUGGCUGGUGCUUAGAUGAGCUGGUGGAAAUCUUGAAGUGCAAAGAAGAUCAAGGCCAGGUUGUGAUAACUAUUUUUUAUGACGUUAACCCGUCUGAUGUUCGAAAACAGCGUGGCGAUUUCGGAAGAGCUUUCGAAACAACUUGUCAAGGAAAAACAGAGGAAGUGAAGCAGAGAUGGAACAAGGCUUUGACUGAUGUCGCUGACAUAGCUGGAGAACACUAUCUCAAUUGGGAAGAUGAAGGGGAGAUGGUCGAAAAGAUUGCCGCAGAUGUUUCCAAGAAACUGAAUCUCACACUCUCAAGAGAUUUUGAGGGCAUGGUUGGAAUGGAAGCACACUUGAGGAAAUUAGACUCUUUGUUGUGCCUAGAGUGCGAUGAAGUGAAGAUGAUUGGAGUUUGGGGUCCUGCGGGUAUUGGUAAGACCACCAUUGCUAGAGCUUUAUUCGAUAAACUCUUUAGCCAUUUCGGACUUAGUUGUUUUAUGGGUAACCUCGAGGGAGGUCUCAAGAAGAGCAUAAGGGGUGUCGAUGACUAUGCUUCCAAGUUGUGUUUACAAAGCCAAUUUCUGUCCGAAAUUUUGAACCAAAAAGAUAUGAAGAUACGACAUUUAGGUGCAGUAAAAGAAUGGCUACAAGACCAAAAAGUGCUUAUAGUUCUUGAUGGUGUCGAUGAUCUAGAGCAAUUAGUGGUUUUGGCUAACGAGCCUUCCUGGUUUGGUUCCGGAAGUCGGAUCAUCGUUACUACGGAAGAUAAAAAGAUUUUGACGGCACAUGGUAUAAAUGUUAUCUACAAUGUUGAUUUUCCAUACGAAGAAGAAGCUCUUGAAAUCUUCUGCCUAUCUGCUUUCAAAAAAGCUUCUCCACAAGCUGGUUUUGAAAAGCUUGCAAAGAAAGCAGCAAAGAUUUGCGGUAAUCUCCCGUUAGGCCUUUGUGUUGUAGGCUCAUCUUUGCGUUGUGCGACCAAAUCCGAGUGGGAGCUUCAGUUAUCUGGGAUUGAAAAUAGUCUUGAUAAGAAAAUUGAGGACGCAUUAAAAGUGGGAUAUGACAGAUUGUCGAAGAAACAUCAAGCUAUCUUUCUCCACAUAGCAUGCUUCUUCAACAAUGAGAAUGUUGAUCACGUGACAACCAUGCUCUCUGAUAGUAACUUGGAUUUCAGAAAUGGGCUGAAGACCCUAGCCGAUAAAUCUCUGGUGUUUAUAUCAACUGAUGGGAAGAUAGUGAUGCAUUAUCUACUCCAACAAAUGGGUAGAGAGGAAGUUGUAAAGCACUCUGACGAGCCGGGGAAACGUCAGUUUCUAGUGGAAGCUCAAGAUAUUCUCAAUGUGCUGGCAAAUGGAACAGGUACUGAAUCUGUUGUCGGCAUAUCCUUUGAUACGUCCAAGAUCGGGGAGUUGUUUAUACAUCGUAGAGCCUUUGAAAGAAUGCAUAAUCUCCAAUUUUUAAGAAUUUUCAUGAAUCAUUCCAAUGAAAACUUAAGCUUGUGCACAAUAGAGGGCAUGGAUUAUCUUCCUCGUCUAGAAGACAUGGAGUUUCUACCUCGUCUAAGAUUAUUAGAUUGGAGUUCAUACCCAGGAAAAUGUCUUCCUCAAUCACUUCGUCCUGAAUUUCUCAUCAAGCUUAAUAUGCCAUCCGGAAAAUUCGAGAAGCUAUGGGGUGGAAUCCAGCCCCUUGUAAAUCUGAGGAAGGUGAAUUUGAACUUUUGUUUCAAGUUGAAAGAGAUCCCAAAUCUUUCUAGAGCUACUAAUCUCGAGACAUUGACAUUUAUCCAAUGCACGAACCUGGUGAAGUUUCCUUCCUCUAUUGUGAAUCUAUACAAACUAACAACGGUGAGGAUGUGGGGUUGCAAAAAUCUACUGGUUGUUCCAACCGACACCAACUCACAGUAUCGUAACCUGAUGUGUACCUCAGUAUUGAGAAGUUUUCCAGAUAUUACUAGGAACAUCAAUAAUCUAUGGUUCGGGAGUUCAUCAUUUGUUGGUCGAAACCGCAACAGAGACUUCAAGAGAUUACCCCAUGUUCCAGAAAGUGUAUGGAAUUAUGAAGACCUAAGCAGAAGUGAUAUGGAGAGGCCACACACUUUUUUCAACGAAAACUGUACAAAACAAAGGCCUAAUGUUGUUGGAAGAGAGCUCCAGAGAUUCACAACUCAUGUUCCACAAAGUUUAUGCAAGAUAGACCUAAGCGGCAGUGAUAUAGAGAGGAUUCCAGAUUACGUCAGCGGUCUCCAUCGGUUACAAACUCUUUUCAUCGAAAACUGUACAAAACUCAUAUCAGUGGAGGGUCUCCCCAGUUCUCUCAAGUUCUUGCAUGCAAACGGUUGUGUUUCACUUGAGAGAGUGGAAUUCUCAAUGCUUUUACGAGAUCCAGGUUCAAUCAGAGAUCUCAUGUUUCGUGACUGUUGGAGACUUGAUGAGGAAGCAAGAAGAGAAAUCAUAAAUAGUAGGUUUGCCAAAUAUGUAUGCUUACUCGGUAUACAAGUCCCCGCGGAGUUCACUCACAAAGCUAGAUCAAACUACAUAACUAUCUCUCCAGGGAAUUUCUGCACUGCCUACUCAAGAUUUAAGGCGUGCGUCCGGCUUGAUUCAAUCAAAGAUAACACAUUUUCUAGUGUAGAUUGUUAUAUAAGAAGCAAAGAAGGUGUCAUCAUUAACCAAGUCAACUAUCUGACUAAAAUAAAUCCAGGCCAGUCUCCUCAAAUUCGAACACCUCAUCUCUUUAUAAUUGGUGAUAAAUUGUCACACCAAAGAAACAAAAGCCGCUCUGAAGUGGAUGUGGAUACAAGCGAGAUGAUUUUUCAAUUCACCAGCUCAGAUAACCACACAAUUAGGGAGUGUGGUGUACGGAUCUUCAAGGAGAAGCCCUGCUUGGAAACCGGAGACAACAAAAACGACCGGACUUAUGACCAUGAUAUUGAUGGAAACUGUGAACCUGAAGCUGUAGGCAACAUUAGCAACCAAACAAAUAAGGCGGAAGCUGUGGAGGUCUCUCAAGUUGAUAAUUUGGAAAGCAGUAAACACACAGGUCUUUGGGGGUUACUUAGGAAGCUUGGUCUAGGGAAGAACAGGAAGAUGAAAAAGGCAGAAACUCCAUUCUGUGCUUGACUCUGCUUGUAGUGAGGGUUGUGAUAGUAAGUGGAAAGUUAUCAUCUGGAGAUGAGAGAUUGCAUAUUUUUACUAGUUCAUUACUCAAACCUUUUGAUAAAUAAAUAGAAAUUCCUAGAGCCUGAGACCUGCACAUAGGGAUGUUACCGAAUAUACAGAAUGAAUGUUAUUUUUAAGAAACUA